Molecule: messenger RNA, 41114 nt
Organism: Pelobates cultripes (western spadefoot toad)
Lineage: Eukaryota; Metazoa; Chordata; Amphibia; Anura; Pelobatidae
Source: the annotation of a GenBank genome assembly
CAACGAGACGCGGCCUGGCUGCUCCCCAUAGGCUCCGGUUGUCCGCUUAGCAAGGUUAUAACGCUGGGGAGAUACCGGGGCCAUGUCGGAGAUCAUCUGCCAGUGGCUGAACGUAGAGCUGGGUCUCUCCAAGCGAGUCGGUGAGUGAAGAACAUUCAUGGCAGCAAGGGGGUCCAGGCUGCUAUAGAACUACAACUCCCAUGAUGCUCAGCGAAACAGCUUGAGAGUUUUAGCUCUAUAACAUCUGGAGGGGAGCUUUCUAUCCUUUGGGCUUCCCAUCUCUGCCCCCCAUAAUGUAAGGGGAAUUAUUUUGUAACUGCUGGAACACUCAUGGUUAAAGAGGCACUCCAGGGACCAUAACAACUUAAUGUAGAUGAAGUUGUUAUGGUGCCUUCAGCAGCCUAAGCUAUCCCUUUAAAUUUGCCAACUGCAUCCCCUGCGCAUGUAUCAUCCAUAAAUCUGCUACAAUCCAUAAAGCUGUUACUUAUCUGAUCAGUUAAUUUAUUGCCCUUGUUGUUUUUUGUUUUUUUUUUAUGUAUUUAUUCUUAUUAUGUGCAUGGAUUAUAUUUGGAAGAUCUCUUACUCACCCACCAAUUUGCUGUAGGCUAGCUGAUUGUGUUUGGAAUGGUAGUCUUCAAAAAAAUUUUUUUUUUUAGUCUUCAGAAUAAUAGAGGUAAUAGCUGUCUACUAAAACAGGUACAGAGUUAAUAAUUAAAAAAAUUUUUUUUUUUUUUAAAUAGCAAAUUGAAAUAUGAAUAAUAAAAGUGAGGCAGUAAUUCUGAUGUGAAAUAAUAAAUACUCCAACUCAACUCUAGUCAAAGCUUGGCUAUUGUAGCCUCAGUUUUGUUUGCUAUUUGUAGUUUAAUAUGCUACAGUUUUGAGUUUAGCAAACAAGCCCCUCAGGAAUAAACACUAAACUAAGAACAGUAGCAAUUUAUAAUCCACAUAGUAAACAUUUAUGGUACAUUUGCUCAUUUGAAAAAACAAAUAUCCAACUACUCUAUAGUCACAAUUUAGUUAUUUGAUUAUCAUUUUUGCUUUAUUUUGAAGUUAAAGGGACACUAGAGGCCUCAAAAUAACUUUAGAGUAAUGAAGUAUAGAUCAUGCCCCUGCAGUCUCAGAGCUAAAUUCCCUGCAAUUUAGGAGUUGCAAUCAGCCCUUUUAGCAGUGAGACAUCAGAAGAAUGAUCUAUAACAAAAAUGGCUUCAUUUAGGUGGCUAUAGUGUCCCUUUAACUGAAUAAACCUGCCAAGUGUGAACUGAUGUGCCAGAAUAGCCAAACUAAAAACAUAACUGAUUUGGAGAUUUUAUUUAUAACUAUGUUUGCCUAAAACCUCUUUUGAAUUCCCAUCAAAUCACAUUUUAAUGAAAAAGCCUGAUAACUAUCUUUUGCCAAGCUGUCAAAUAGGCUCUGAUCCAAGAUAAUUAUUGUUUAUAUACAAUGGCUUACAUAAUAAAUUAAAAAACAAAAAUAAUUUACAAUAAAUAAUUUAUAUAUUUAUAGUUAUUAUUAUUAUUUCUGUUAUUAUUUAUAAAUUCUUCAGCGCUGUACAAUAGGUGGACUAAUAAACAAGUAAUUGCAACAAGAUCAGGACGUACAGGAACAGAUGAUGCUGAGGGCCCAGGUCAAACUGGCUUACAUUCUAACUAUGUUUUUCUUUUUAUGAAACCCAUUUUGUAUUUACAGUAAUUUCAAUAUAAAAAAAAAAAAGAAAACUAGAUCCUUUAUACCAUUAUUGUUAUAUUUUAAAAAAUCCCAGUUUUUAACAAAAAAUAGAUAACAGCCAGCUGCAAGAUCACAGAUCGUGCACAGUUUUGGGAAUCUGUGAUUUUAGUCAGCCCUAUAAUAUCAACUGCUCUUCAUGAAGGUCAUCAAUAAAUGACAGCUCCAACAAGAUGGCAAUGGUAUUAAACACCCACAGCGCCCCUAUUAAUUUGAGAACUCACUACAUAAGGGUUAGAAGUUAGUCACAUUGCAAAGUGCACCAAACAAACUCUAUGUUUAGGGGAUGUGCCCCACCUCCUAAACACACAAGUGCGAGUGCAGCGUUAUUUAAAUGUUACUUACCCCUUUUUAUCUUGUAUGGGGUAUAUAGACAUAUGUAAAGGGAGAAAAUAUACAGAGAAUUUGGUGCAAUAUGUUUUAACAAUAUCCAAUGGAGUUCAAAAAUAUAUAUAUAAUCUCACUCACAUGUUAUAGAGCCUUUUGGAUAUAGGCUCUAAAAUCUGAGCAUGUGGGGCCCUUUAAGGUGGCUUCCAAACCUUCUUCUAUAGUAUUUUACUUUCCUCAGGAUUUUAUGAAAGACAUAAAUAAUACAACCAUCUAGGUACUAGUAGUUCUACUUAAAUAGCACAAUUGAAAUGAAGAAUUGCAAGAAAAUUUGCUCACCUUUUUAGGAGCCUGUUUAAUAUAACUGGCUCCUAACUUUCAGCGUGGUGUCAAUUUUCGGGGUGACACUCCCCUAUUAGAACCGUGGAAACUUGAUGUAAACGAAUAGAGAUAAAAUAAAUAAAUUGUAAGGAAUUUAUUUACCAAUUAAAAUUAAAACAGAGUAUUAAAACUCCACAAAUAAAACAAAGCAGUAAUGCAGGUAAAAAGUCCUUUUAGCAGGGUUUCACCAAGACGCGUUUCGCCGUGCAGGCUUUUUCAACCGGUGUGUUUUCCAUUCUUCCCAGUUCCAUUUUAAACGUCUUGUGGCUCCUCCUCCUUCUUAUGUAUUUCCUGUAUUUUCGUUUUGAUGCAUGCGUUCUGAGUUGGACUGUUUCCGAGAUAGUAGUCUCUUGUUGUAAGUCCUAUACGAACUACAUUACCCUCAAUACCUCUCAAAACACAUCCGGUUUCUCGGAGUGAUGUGUUUUGAAUUGUGGGAAUAUACACGUGUAUAACGGCAUAGAAUGAAAGAAAGGAUACUUUUGAAACAGUUAGUAAGAUGGUGCUUAUCAAGAUAAGGACAUUACAAUUAAAGGGACACUACAGUCACCAGAACAACUACAGCUUAUUGAAUUUGUUCUGGUGAGAAUUUGUUCUCAUUACCUUAUAGAGAAAAUGCAGUGUUUACAUUACAGCCUAGUGAUAACUUCACUGGCCACUCCUUAGAUGUCUAUUAUAAAUCCUUCCUGGGUCAUGGCUGCCUAAAAUGCAUCCAAACAUUCAGUGUCUCCUCCCUCUGCAUGCAGACACUGAACUUUCCUCAUAGAGAUUCAUUGAUUCAUUCAUCUCUAUGAGGAGAUGCUGACUGGCCAGGGCUGUGUUUGAAUCAUGCUGGCUCUGCCCCAGAUCUGCAUCUUUGUCAGUCUCAGCCAUGGUUCUUUUUAUUUGUUUUUCAUUUUUGUUAUAAUUGCAUAUGAAGGGGACUAAACAUCCACAGCGCCCCUAUUAAUUUGAGAAAUCACCCCACAAGGGUUAGAAGUUAGUCACAUUGCAAAGUGCAUCUUAUGUGAUUAGACCUUUAAAGGGGUUAAAAGGACAUGAUCGGCACCCAGACACUUCAUCUCAGUGGACUGAGAACAUGCAACUGAAAACAUUGCUGUUUCGCAAGAAUGCCCAUGUUUUCAUUUGACGGUUAACAUGCAAUCAGUGUGAUAGCCACUAGAGGUGCUUCCACCUUAAUUAAAGUUAAACUCAGCUAUUUCAAUCAGAUGGUCUCACAGAGACCAUUUGAUUGGCACAGCGUUUUGCCGCACAUGCCACUAGCCUUCCAUUGUUUGAAUGUGGGGAUUGGCUGAAAACAUCUACACUGUUGAUGUCAGCCAAAGAGGUGGAGCGUGAUCAUGGGAGCCAGCAUAUCGAGGUCUAAAAGAUAAGUAAUAAUGACCUUUAAAAACUUCACAUAGUAGGGGGGCACCCCUACAGGUAGAAGGACACUAGCCGUUAGGAAUACAUGUUUGGAAUUCAAACACUAUAAUGUUCCUUUAAAGGUUUUGGGAAAUUGUCCAGUGUUCACAGGCUGCCCAGUCUCUGGAAAAAAUAAAAGGGGAGGAGAUUUUAGUAAUUAUUGCUUUUUUCCACUGAUGCUAAGCAUACAAGGGUUCCUAGAAGCAGAGGCGGCUCUCUAAUUAGUCCAUUUAGGCGGCCGCCUAAUGCCACACGCUGGCUGGGGCUUCGCGGCUGCCUAAAUUGCCUUAGGGCAGAGUGACUUGUCAGGCUCUCGAUCCUACCUGAGUCAUGGCUGCCUAAAAUGCAUCCAAACAUUCAGUAUCUCCUUCCUCUACACGCAGACACUGAACUUUCCUCAUAGAGAUUCAUUGAUUCAAUUCACCUCUAUGAGGAGAUGGUGAUUGGCCAGGGAUUUGUUUGAAUUGUGCUAACUCUGCCCCUGAUCUGCCUCCUUGUCAGUCUCAGCCAAUCCUAUGGUGAAACAUUGUGAUUGGAUCAGGCUACUAGUUCUGAUGAUGUCAGCAGGCAGUGGGCAGGUCUAAAGGAAACAGUGAAAAACCCAGCAGCUUCAGGCUUGAAUACAAGUGAGAUUUUAAUAUUUUUAGGGUGGAAUUGGGGGUUCAGGGGGCUAGAUGGUGUGUCAAGAACAUGUUUGUGUUCUUGUCCCUAUAGUGCUCGUUUAACAAAAAUAAAGCCAAAAUGGAAAAGACGUGUGAAAAACUAAGUAUACUAUAUGAUUCAAUGGCUUGUAGUACCACCUUUAGCAGUAAUAGAUUGAAGUAAUUAUUAGUAUCUCAUAUCAUUGGUGAGGCAUGUUGGCCCACUCUUCUUUACAUGUUAUUCAAUUUAUUGAGAUUAGCUGGUAUUUGUUUAUGCACAACUCUCUUAAGGUCCUGCCACACCAAUUCAAUUGGGUUGAGGUCUGUACUUUGACUGGGCCAUUGCAACACCUUGAUUCUUUUCUAUUUUAGCCAUUCUGUUGUAGAUUUGCUGUUGUGCUUGGGAUCAAUUUGAUCCAAUUUCAGCCAAGCUUGAAUUGUUAGACAGAUGGCCUCACAUUUGACAUGCUUUGGUAUACAGAGGAGUUGUAUAUUUUUAUCAAUUAAAUCAUGACACGGUGUAAUAUAUCAUAUGUGUUGUUGUACAUCUGAGGUUGUAUUUACCUAAUUUAAAGAUCAGUUUAAGAAAAGAUAAUUAUUAUCAUGUCCUGAUUUGUAAAAACCAUAGAAUUCAAAGAGGGUGUACUUUCUUUUUUCCUAUGACUGUAUUUAAAAAUCCAUACUAAGCUGAAUUACAUAGAUCAAAUGUAGUUAUAGUUACUAAGGAUAUAAAAGUUAUGUAAAAGAUGGGUUGGGGUGUAAAGGCAAACUGGUCUUGUCAAAGAUAGGCCCCCCUGUGCUAAAAGUCGCCAGCCCACCCCCGACCUUGACACUUGUAAAUGAUUUUUGAGAACUUAGGACUUGUAAAUGAUAUACCCUACAUUUAAUAAUACUCUUUAAGAUACAUUUCUGUUUUCUACAUAAUUAUCAAAACAUUGGCCUUAUAGUACCUUUUACGUUCCCCAGAGUUUCUUCUCUGUUUAUUUUACAGAGACUGUUGUGUUCACAAGUAAGAGCUUCAGGCAGAAUAAUUCUCACAAGGAUUCCAGAGAGACAGGGGUGACAAUAUCUAAUGAGUUUAAAGGCCACUAUUAUUAGUAUUAUUAAUAAACUGUAAGACACUGUCAAAAUAUAUAUGUGUGUGUGUGUGUGUGUGUGUGUGUGUGUGUGUGUAUUGAUGUAUAAUAUAAAAAAAAAAAGAAUUUUAACUAAAAGUUUAUGCAUUGAACUAGCAAGACACGUCCUUGGGUAACACUGUGUUUAUUAAAAUUGUGGUUAUUUUUAGUUAGAAUAACGCACUAUUGAUUGAUAAUGGCAUGGAGAAUGAAACUAUAACUAGUUAGAGGUGGAUGAUGCGUUAUAAUGGUAUUGGUGCAUUUUAAAAUUCAAAUUUCCAUCUCUACAUUUUAUAAAUACUUCUGAUUUUUGGCAAACCAGGUACAUUAUAUUUACUGUUUUAAAACUACAGCUUCCAUGAUGCUUUGUCAUGCUAAUUGCAUAUAAAGCAUCAUGGGAGUUGUAGUUCUACAACAUCUGGGGAUCAACCUUUUGGGGAACCCCUCCUUUAAGGUGUUUGAUUCUGUUUUGGUUUUGAAUAUUUUUAUUGUUUUCACAAUAUAAGUGCAUAUUGCGAACUGGUUCGUAAUAAAGCAAGAGGUUGCCCACGCAGGGGCUUAAGCAGUAAUUUAUAGCAUUCAUUAAGGUGAAACGUCGCCUACACAGAGGCUUGAAUGUUAGCACAUAGGAAUAAAUGCAGAUUAUCGCCUGCGCAGAGGCGUAUUGAUCAAAACAUAUAGGCGUACUUGAACUUUGAAGGGAUACAGCAUAAACUGCAUGUACUGAGCUAAUGCUACACACCAGGCUGGCUUCACUUGAAUGUUAAGCUUCAUGGUCAUUUACCUUAAAACAGCGGUUUAUGAGUCUUAUGCACCUAUUUCGCUCCGGCGGUGGCUGAGCAUGAUCUCACGCAGAUGUAUGAGGCAGAUACAGCUAGUGUGAUAUGAUGGUCGGUUUAAUAAAUCUUAGGUGGGUGCAGUUUGACCGUGUCUAGCUAGGCCUGAACCUGUUGGUCAGCUGCAAUCUUUGCAUAUUACCACUUAUUUAAAUCAUGCCUAUCUGGUCAGAAAAUAAAGUGUGCAGCUGGAUUAAUCGUGUAUGUAGAUAAGAUGUGCCUCUGUUCCUUGAUAAGCUAGUAUGGUUGUGAAGGUAUACCGCAGUACCAUGGGUGCAUCAGUUUAGUACUCCACUGAUGGGUGUAAUUCAACUGCGUCUAGUUAGGCCUAAACCUGUGUAACAUUGCAAACUAACAAAAGGCAAAUAGUAUUGCUGUCUAUAACGCAUUUUCAUAGCUGCGUAUUGUUGUUUUAAGCACUCAUAGCAGAUAUGAUAUUUUGGUCAGGCAGUGCUAGGCUGUGUGCGGUCGCAGCUAUUGGCGUUGUAUCAGCGCCUAGUAAGUUAUAGAAUAUGUAUGCAAUAAAGAUGGGCACAUAAAAUAUAAAAACGAUGACAAUAAGGGAGUAAUGCUGAACUAAGAAGAAGUCUGAUGAGGGCCUCACCCGGCACAGCUGCAGUACGUCUCUUAGGUCGCCAAGCCUCCAGCUGUCUUCCCCAGACCGACUCCCGCCCACUGUCAGAGCCCCCCGUGGCGCUGUGGGCACUCAGGAGCAGAAACUGUCCACUUGACCCCCACACCUUGAGUCCGCGGGCCGUCCAUCACCACCCAGGACUCAGUUAAAUGCGUGCCCCAAUGUCUCUCCCGGUCACAUACAUGGGACCGUCGCACACCCCUCCCGGCCACCGGUCCGCUGGAAGCACUGCGCAGAUCUGCCACACAGGGCUCCCAGCAUCAGGGACAAGGCUUUCCGGGGACUCCCGACCCAGAAGCCAGGGCACUCACUUCUCCAGCGGGUGGGUAGUCAGCGUGGGGGAUCCGUCUGGCGUUCAGCAGUGCCGAAGUCCGCACGAGCCGUCCUGAUCCACUCCUCCUGGUGAGUAUUUCUCAUUUUUACUCCAUCUCCGGCCGUUCAAAGGUGCAUUUUAGCCGGUCCUGAAAGAGGAGGCGAGGGUAAGACCCCCUCUGCUGAAAUCUGCUGCCUCCUUGAUCAUGCUUGCCGGUGUCAGCAUCAGCGCGGAGGUAGGGCCAGUAAUGUAAGCGGUGGAUGUCCCCCUGCUCCACACCGAUCUUCUCCGCUUCUGACUCUAUCUCCAUCUGCUCAGGUCUUAUGGCGGGCUGUUCUCCAGACAGCCUGUGCCAGUGUAGGCGAACGGCCCCGCCCCCCUGAUUCUGUUUUGGUAUAUACGUUUUGACAUGUUUGUGUUAUCACUCUCUCUGAUUUUAUUUGAACCUGGCCAUUUUCUUUAACAAUUUCAAAGCAGCGAUUGAACUGAUGAACAGACAGUCCUGGUGAUAGUUUUUAGGGUGGAUUUUACAUCACUUGUCUUUCAGUACAUGUCCAUUAAAUCCCUACACACCUUUAUGUCCUGCUCAAUAAUCACAUGCCAAUGUCAACCUGCCAAUUGACCCUCCUUUUAUAUAUACAAAUCCACUGUCCCUGAAUAUAGAUUCCUUCAUUUAUUUUCAGUUAACGCCCCCUCGUAAUAUAAAUCCCAUCACUACCCUUUAAAUAACCCCUUCCUUAUCUGUAAUCUAUAUCUCUCCCUCAAUGUUCCUUUAACACCAAAACAAAAGAUCACACUUUAGUGAUUAACCCGGAGCUGAUUUGCAAAAUUUCCCAAUUUGGCAAUUUUAGUGUAAAAUCUGAAAUACACUUUGAAUUGCAACUUUGAUUACUGACAAUUUAAGCUUUGUUGUAUAACCCUCUCUGCAUUAAAAUGUUAGCAUAAACAAAUCUAAGUUAAAAUUUAAGUUAAGCUAAGUUAAACUCUAGAGUCCCAGUCUUUGGCUGAUGCCCAAUGUAUUGUUGUUACAUUAGGGACAACCAUGACUCAGUUUGUUGAGUGUUGUGUCCUUAGGUGAAAGAUUUUGCGGCUGCGGGCUGUUUGUGUAGUUAGAUAAACAUUAAAACAUUUAGUCUGUUCAUCUCAUCUAUGUUAAAUAUGACUACAUUGUACAGAAUUAGUUAUCCAAAGCUUAUCACUGUUUUUGUGAUGUAUGCUAUGGAAUGGAAAUUAUUCUCCAUUAUUCAGUGUAAGCUAUUAUUUAAGAGUGAGUUACGGUACUGUGGGAUUUCAUAUAUCAAAAUAAGUCAAUUUCUUUAGCGUAAAGAUUACAUUUUUCUUGUUGGAUUCUAUGGCCUACCUUGCAAAGACUCAAUUACGGCUUUGAUCUCAAUCCAAUCUAUGAACUUGGUUGCUGUAAACUAGUGCAAAAAAAGGGUGCAUUUUGUUUAUUCACUUGGACUUAUUUACAAAAUGAGAAGUGUAGCCUUGGAAAAAAAAUCAUUUAUUUAUCCACAACUCUUACAAAUAUUUGGGAAAAACAAACAUGUUUUUGGAACAGAUUCAAUAAGCCAAUUAGAACUAACAGGAGCUGUGAGGGAAAACAAACAAUCUAAUCCCUAAAGUAUUCAACUUCAAAUGUCUGCAGUAAAUGUUCUGAGCGUUGGAAUGGAAGAUUUUUGGAUGUACCACUGCAUUCACAGGUAGGGCUGUCUCAGUUUCUGGGGGAAAAAAAUACUAUCUGUAUUAGCAAUGAUGCAUUAUUAUUCUUGGCCUUACCAUGCAAAUUCAAGGUGAAUGCAAAGUGAAUUUUAAAUUUAAAUCCAAAAUAGCUGAAUGGAAAGCAUAGCUGUCUUAGAAAAUAUUUCUAAUUUGGGUACUUUAACCUUAAAUUUGAGGUUCAGUUUGAAUUCACAUUGAAUUCUCACUUUCCUCAAUAACCCUGUUAAUUUCUUUUCUACCUGAUUGUAAAAUAAAUUAAAAAAAAAAGUAAUUUCACUAACUAAUUCAAAUGCUAUAUGAAUAAUUUUAAUAUGUAUAUUUUUAAAUCUAUUUAUAUAUCUCUUUAUUUAAAUCUAAGAACAGCCUUUAUAAAUAAACUUACAUACCCUAUAUUACCUAAACAUUAACAUAUAUUGAGUUAUAAUAAUGUGCCAUUUUAAAAUAUCCUAAUUGGUUGAAGUUUUUUUUUUUUGUAUUUUUUUGACUCUGUGGAAAAUGGUUGUAUAUGAUUUGGAACUAUUGCUGUGCUUGAGCUAUUACCCCUAACUCUAGGGCAAAAGAAGAUGAUAACAGUCCAAUAGUGUCAUGACCCUCACUCCCUCUGGACACUGUCAUUCCUGUAUUGAUGCUGUACGUCAUUCUGUCAUGUUUUUCAACAUGGGCUGUCCUACCUGCAGGAUGAAGUUGCUGCGAGGGACCUCCCUGAGGACUUAGAGGAAUAUAAUAAUUAUAGGAAUAUAAUUGUCUCAUAAACCGCCUAGUUUUCAUUUCCUCCUAUCUGUGUCUUUUGCCUGAGGUUCAGUAUCAGCCACCAGAUUAUGGCUUUCAUGUAUUCCGGUUCAGUAGAAAAUGUCUUCUUCAGUAAAAACUGCCUGGAACCGAAAUGUUGCCUCUGUUUCAACAAAAAAACAAUGUGCCUCUGGAUUUAAACCUUUGAUUGCCUGGACAGCUUUCAAUUCUAUACACUCUAUGUAUGGGAUAUGGAACCACACAAGUCUGUGAGGCACCAUUGGAAUAUCCCUCUGCUUAGUGUGUGCAGUCCCAUUUGUUGGAAACAGUAGAAAAUGUAAUUGAUUAGAUCUUUGCCUUUCCAUCUGUCUGUAGAUACCAUAUGUGAUAGACCCUUGAAUGUCUUCUUAUAACUCUGGAGAUCCUAUACAGUUGACUAUUAUUGUAUUUCAUAAGGAGGAAUAAUAUUAGAAGUCCAAGUACAGGGGGCUUAACAAGAUUACCAUACAGAGUGUAUACCCCAUUACCCAACUCUUUAACAUACUUUUGAUAGAUUUUCAAUUUUUUUUUUUUUUUUUGCCAAACUAGAUCAGGGUGCGGGGUGGGGAGGGGGGUCACUCUGGUUCAUAUUAAAGGACCACUAUAGUGGCAGGAAAACAAACUAAUUUUCCUGGCACUAUAUGGUCUUUAGGUCCCCCCCACCCUCAUGGCCCCCCUCCCUCCGGGCUCUAGGGGGAGGAAGGGGUUAAACGCUUACCUUUUUCCAGCCGCGAACGGUUCGCCGCGGACUCAUCAUUGAGUAAAUUUUGACCCUGUACCUCACAGUCAGCAGACACAUUCCAGCCAAUCAGCAGCAGACCCUCCUCCCACCUCCUGGACAGCAUCCAUUGUGAAGCUGCAUUCUUAGUGAGCUGUCCAGGAGGUGGGAGGGUCUGGGAGGGAGGGUCUGCUGCUGAUUGGCUGGAAUGUGUCUGCUGACUGUGAGGUACAGGGUCAAAGUUUACUCAAUGAUGAGUCCGUGGCGAACCGUUCGCGAACCGUUCGGCGAACAGUUCGGGACAUCACUAUUGGAGAAACCCUUAACCCCUUAAGGACCAAACUUCUGGAAUAAAAGGGAAUCAUGACAUGUCACACAUGUCAUGUGUCCUUAAGGGGUUAAAGGAACACUCCACUGCCCAAAUACAAAAUAAUUUUUUUUAAAUCACUGUUUAAUAGAUAUACCCCAAAUGAAAACUUGCAUGCAUUUAAUUAUGUAUUUUUUUCAUUGGGGAUAUAUCUAAAAUCAGCUUGCAAAACCUGCAGUUCUCAUGUCUGCUGCCUUUGCAAGCUCUGCCAUUCUAAACCCACCCAGACUUUCUGUGGCUGUCUAAUGACAGACUUCCCACUGCAGCUCAAUGAGUAGUCUUUGUAAGUCAGGUGCUCUAGGCAAUUACUUCCUCUUGAGUUCAGCUGCAUUAAGCUAACGAUACCAGGAAGUAACAUUACCUGUUGUCUGCUUAAAAGCAAAGGGGGUGAAACCAGGUUAACUUAUGAAAGUGUAAAUUUCCUCCUCUGAGGGAGACUUGACCCAAGGCGUGAGCCGAUCCCGAUUGCCAUAAUGGGGCACACAUCAGCCGGUAAGACCUGGAGGGUCAUGCACGGGCACUUGGGAGGGGGGUACUUGGAGGGAAGCCAUUGUGACGAGCAGGGGCAGGGAAGUUUGGACCACUAUGGAGUCCCCCCGCAACCCGGAAACCCUGCAAGGUGGAGUAAUAGCAAGCUAAACGGGAAUACAUAGAGUUCCCGACUCCUAGUGGCCCACAUUAUAUCAUUCCCCGAGACCCUGGACAUGUCUACUGACUUCUCCGCCUAGCCUGAACCUGUGAAUCUCGCACCCUCACAACCGGAGGUGGUAAAUAUGCAGCUGACGGAGGAGGUGACUCUGGUUCGAGAACGAUGUAUGCUGAGGGGGGUGGUGGGGGGCUCUUCCUGAGGCUAGGGGCAUACCCCAAUUGAGGGGCCUGAGAACACGGGCAAGAAGGCCUUCCCACGCCCUGCCGCGAGGGAAGGAUUAGGGCUAUGUACGGUAACCAUGGACACACCAACAGACUCUUGACUGGGACUGAAGAGGGAGACUAAGCAAAGCCCUGAACCACCACCCCAUGCAGACGCCUGACAGCGAUACCCCAGGGCCUCCCCCCCACGUAGGCAACAUGACAGACCUGACAGACUUCCCAUGCCACCCACUCCAGCUACCGCAAAGUAGAGAUGCAGUCGACACAGUUGACUAGACACGCCUGGGACAUGGCUAGAGACAUGACGAACCCCCCUCACCCAUGCACUGACACGCAGCUACAUCCCCCGGGGACCCGAGACUAGAAGACCGGGGCCGGAGCCCCUAUGACACACACACUGACAGGCGUACGGCUGACGUUAACCUACACGACCGUAUGAGAACUACCGGUGACCUUAUGCCUCCCGCGACACCUGUAUGCCUCGGCCAGGGGGCAGGAGUGACACGGUUUGGAUACACGACAAGUUGAUAACCUAACCCAUCCCUGUAGAUAGGGAUCCAUAUUUCCUGUAGUUGAGAGCUACCAUAGUUCACUCACCUAUACUAACUCACUGAGAACACACCAGGGGAAUACGCCCCAACACAAACCGCAGGUGAAGGCUGAGUCCUGCGGUAGUGCUCCAAGGGACCUGCGCCCUCCCGACGGGCACCCUCCUAAAACUGGUAGGGGGGUCUUAGACACCCACUCUCCGUGGGCCCAAAGGCCACCACCACCACAGGUGCUGAGUCGCUGCAGUUCCGCACCGGGCUUGACACAUUCUUCUCUUCCAGCCCCUGCUCUUUCCUCCCCCCCUUCCCUCUUGCCCACCCCUUCUUUUACGAGCCAUGGGGACGGAGUUCAAGCCUGCGCCCCUCCAUGUUUGGUCGAGUAAUGUCCGAGGACUGAAUGUGCCAGAACGAAGAUCCCAUCUGUUGCGCUCCCUUUGGGCCGAACGGGUUUCCAUUGCACUCCUGCAGGAGACCCACUUUCGAGGCGACGAUAGCCCGCAGCUGAAAGACGCGAGGUACCCGUUGGGGUUCUUCGCAAAUCACCAGGCAGCCAAAAAGGCGGGAGUGGCGAUUUUAUUCGCAAGCACGAUCCCGUUCGAGUGCGCGGCCACCAAGGCGGACACUAUGGGACGCUAUCUGUUUGUAAAAGGCACAAUAGCCGGAUGCUCCUACACCUUUGCCAGCAUCUAUGCGCCCAACACCCGGCAGUCUAAAUUUAUUAGAACGACGCUGAAUAAACUUGAAACAUUCCGGGAGGGUUUCCUAGUGGUGGCAGGAGACCUGAAUGUUCCCCUAGAACCAAGAACUGACACCUCUAGGGGGACUAGCUCCUUCCCGUCUCGAGGCUUACGAGUCAUACGAGAGGCGCUCCGAGGCUCCGGCCUCAUAGAUGGCUGGAGGGUGCAUCACCCCGAGGAUAAAGACUUCACUUUCUACUCCACGUUACAUAAGUCUUACAGCAGGCUAGAUUAUAUAUUUGUGGCCCAGGAAUUCCUGCCCAUGUUACUCUCAGCAGAAAUACGACCUAUGGGAUGGUCUGACCACUCACCAGUUUCAGCCACACUUAGAUCCCCCCUAUAUCGCCCAAGAGAAAGGCAAUGGCGGAUGAAUGAAUCGAUACUCAAUGACGCACUAGUAACGACGGAACUCCGAUCUACGCUCACCACAUUCUUUGAGGAGAAUGAAUCCCCGGAGGUACCAGCCCUGACGAUAUGGGAGACGCACAAAUGCGUUAUUCGAGGGCAGCUGAUUAAGAUUUGCACCCAACGGCAGAAGGUACAGCGACAACGUGUGACUGAACUGACCGCACAGAUCUCGGCGCUGGAAAACACCCACAAGUCUACCCACUCGGACAACGACUACAAGGCCCUACUGGAAGCUAGACAAGCACUUAGGGACAUCCUUCACCGCAAACUACAGUACACCAUACGUAAAUCACAUCGGUUUUUCUAUGAAUACUCGGGCAAAUGUGGCCGCCUCUUGGCCCGUACGCUCCAAAGACAACGCCGACUGUGUCACAUCACAAAAAUUAAAGACAGGGCCCAAGUAGCCACGCAACUCCCUGACAAGAUAACUGAUGCAUUUCACGGCUUCUACAGCGACCUGUACAACCUAUCCCCAGAGGGCAGCGCAGACGACCGCCCCAACAAGGACGUACGUAUUGCGGACUACUUGCAACAACAUGUCACGAGAACCCUAAGCCAAGAAGUGGCUGCAGAACUGGAAGCCCCAAUUGCACUAGAAGAACUUCAGACAGCGCUGAAGGGUUCCAAGCCCAAUAAGGCACCGGGCCCGGAUGGAUUGCCGGCUCGAUACAUCAAGGAAUUUGGCGAUGUGCUCCUACCCAAAUUACUCACAGGUCUCAACUCCCUACUAGACGGAGGGACGCUCCCGAGAGACGCCCUUUCGGCAACAAUAGCAGUCAUUCCUAAGGAAGGCAAAGAUCCAACCAACUGUGCAAGCUACCGGCCAAUUUCACUUCUAAACGCGGAUCUGAAACUCUUCACGAAAGUCCUAGCGACGCGGAUAGGAAGAGUUCUCCCAGACUUAAUUCAUCCCGACCAGGUAGGGUUCAUUCCUGGCCGGGAAGCACGAGAUAAUACCAUACGGGCCCUGAACGUCAUUCAUGCGGCCAGACGCUCUGCUCAAAAAGUCCUUCUCCUUUCCACCGAUGCGGAGAAGGCCUUCGAUCGUGUGGACUGGGGUUUCAUGCUGGCUACACUCCGGGCCAUGGGCUUCGGCCCGCAUUUAAUGGCGUGGAUCUCCUCCCUGUAUACGAUCCCUUCGGCAAGGAUAAGGAUCAACGGAGCUCUCUCAAAACCAGUUCACAUACGAAACGGGACGAGACAGGGAUGCCCGCUGUCCCCCCUUCUGUUUGCCCUCUCCCUGGAACCUUUCCUGGGGGCGGUUAGACGGGACGGGGGCAUAGGGGGAUUUACCCUACGAGGACAGGAGCAUAAAGUAGCCGCGUAUGCUGAUGACAUGUUGUUCUUCGUUAGCGAACCGAUAGUUUCCAUCCCGAACCUCCUGAGGUCCUUUGCUGAAUACGGGCAGGUAUCCAACCUGAAACUAAACAAGGAUAAAUCUGAGGCGCUCCCCAUCUCGACAGGCGAAGCGAUGACUACCCACCUUAAGACCCAAUUCGCCUUCACGUGGUGCCCAACCAGGCUCAAAUACCUGGGAAUCUGGUUGACCGCUGACCUGACCCAGCUUUACACACACAACUUCGCACCGAUGGUACACAAGCUGGGAGCAGACCUCACUCGGUGGGGAAGUCUAUGCAUCUCGUGGUUCGGGAGAAUGAAUGCUAUUAAAAUGAACCUCCUACCCCGACUCCUGUACCUGUUCCAGACCAUACCGAUCAAUAUACCGAGGGCCUUCUUCCGAACGAUGGACACAGCUAUCACUAAAUUUAUAUGGCAAGCUAAAGUUCCCAGACUGAAGAAGCAACACCUCCGCCUACCCAAAGCACAGGGUGGAGUGGGUCUUCCAUCAGUCCUUGAUUACUAUAGAGCGACACAUCUCCAUAGAGUCGUGGACUGGCACGUCCCCGAAACUUGCAAACAAUGGAUACACAUGGAACGGAGCCAAUUGGAUGGGUCGAUCCCGGCCGUGGUAUGGCUUGGGGGUACCUUAACAAACACACGCACCCGUAACCACCCGCUCAUCGGAGCGACGCUGAGAACCUGGUACUCAGUGAGAACCACCCUAAUGCUGACCACCACCCCGGGACCCCUGACGCCAAUCACGCAUAACCCGGACCUGGCGGGUGGCCUUACACCACAAGACAUCAAAGCCUUUGGGGACUCGGACUGGACGUACAUGCACCAAUGGUGCACAGAGAAUUCACUGAAGCAACUACAGGAUCUGAUGCCUGAACGGACACCUUCGGGGUUGGAUAGAUUCCGAUAUUUCCAGACUAAAACCUACUAUCAGUCCCACUACGGGAAGCACCUUUUCCACAGACCCUUGACAGGAUUCGAACAACUCUGCACGACACGCAAACACCUGUGCAGAGGAAUCUCGUACCUCUAUACAAUGCUCCUGUCCUCACUGCAACACACACCCCUCAAACAUAUUACGCGCUGGGAAGACGCCACUGGAGUCGCACUGACGGACCCCCAGUGGACGAAAAUCCACAUCUUGACACACCAAAGUUCGAUGUGCACCAAACAACAAGAACUCAACUUCAAGCUGCUGACCAACUGGUACCGGACCCCUGAGAGAAUACACAGGAUGAUACCAGAUGCCCCGGCAAGCUGCUGGCGUUGUGAUGAAGCAGUAGGCACAGAUCUGCAUAUCUGGUGGUCCUGCAAAAGAAUAACCCCAUAUUGGCAUCAAAUACACUCACAGAUCAAAAACAUCACAGGCACGGACACCCCGCUCCUCCCUCUUCAGAUGCUCCUCCAUCACACAUCACUGCCCCUAUCAAAAUACAAGAAGUCGCUGACUAAGCAUUUACUGAACGCAGCCAAAUUGCUAAUCCCGAGGAAGUGGCGAACCACACAGAUACCCAGCCUCCAGGAAUGGAUGGAACAGGUCGAAGAAAUCCAUGGCAUGGAACAGCUGACAGCUUCCCUGCGUGGAACCACAGAGCGAUACCAGCAAAUCUGGACGCCUUGGCUGCUAUUUAUAUCCGGGAGACAGACAUAAACACCAAAGCGCACUGGAGAGCAGGAAGGGCGGAGGCAAGAGACACCUGGACUGCAAGGGCCGUGCUCGGCCGAACGGGUGGUAGGGGCGGAGAGGGACUCCAUGCCACCCGCAACACAGGCUCGAAAACGGUCCUAACCCUCCUCCUUUCUCUCUCUCCCCUCCAACUCCCCCUCCUCCCCCUCUCUCCCGCUUCCUUGAUCUAACCCUCCUCCGAGAGAUGUGUAGAUACGAGCCCGGGGGGGACCGCACCCACACCCCCUGAGGUACCCCCCCUUUUUUUUUUUUUUUUUCAAAAAAAAAGGAGAGAAGAAAAAAGGGAGAAAAAGAAGGAGGGAAAAAAGACCUGACUAGCCAAACUAGCGCGCGACACAAACGUACGAGCCCCUGAGAACACACGGAUUCCACAACUUAAGGGGAACGGGCAGACAGGCUGAAACCGGGAAGCAUAACAAUGCCGAAGACCCCCGAGACCGCUGACACCCAAACAGGCCCAUAGCCCAUAUACAUGCUAAGACUUGACGCAGGAAUACUCUUGACAGACCGUAGUGGGAAGGGCUUGAGACUGACCUAACAAUAACAAGAAUCUGACGGACACACUCGGCUAACACUAGGGCGAAGCCCAAGGACAGGCCCCACGGUUAUGCAGAGACAGGGGUAGACAUAGACUCAUGGUCUGUUCACAUUCCACAUCUCACAUAAACCUGGCUACAUAGCCUCGAUCUGUAAUUCCUUUAACUGGCUGAACUCAUAUUGUAAGCCACAAACUUGCCAUGUUAAACAAAUGUUAUUUCUGGACGUUGUAUCUAGAUUGUUAUCCGGGAAAUGAUAAGAAACGAGCACACCUCAGCCGCAGAAAGGUUUAUUCUGCACAGCUACGCGUACGCAAAAAUUUUGGUAGUUACCUUGAAAUUGCACGUUGACUACCUACAUAAGGUAUCAGCAAGAUACCGCGCAAUGUACUAACUAAUGUCUAGGUGUUUAGCAUAACUGCACUUGCACUGUACAUAUGUUUACUACAGGACUCCAAACGAAGCUCCAGUUUUAUGAUAACUUAACGUAACCUCUUUACACACGUUCUACUGCUAAACAAGGAAAUGUUACUACCUCCCGCUAAUGUUGUAUUGACCCUACGCUGUGAACAAAGAGUACAUUUCCCUUUUCUUUCUUCUGUACCCCAUCUUAUAUGCCGCAAUAAAACAAAGAUUGACAAAAAAAAAAAGAAAGUGUAAAUUUCUAUUGAAAUCUGCAUUUUUUGCAAAAUGAAAAAGAGGACACAUUCUUCACACAGUUGUUUAGGGGUGUGGAGUGACCAUUUAAGCGCACCCACCCUUUUUAGUAUAGGAUACUAUUAGCUCUGGAUUUGCGUGUUGGUAUAUUUCAGCCUUUGCAAAUCAUAGCUGGUGUGCUACAGAUUCCUAACAAUUGUCUACACUAUUUCAAUUUGUUAUCCACAUUCACACCCAACAUCAUAUAUACAGCAUAUGGGCUCAUUUUUGAAGAAAAGUAAGAAUAAUUAAGGCAAUAAAGCUCCAAAAUUGUAUGUUUGCUUCCAUGAUAAUAUUUCAGACACUGUAUGAAGAUUAGUAAGAUCGAGCCAACCAUUUCACCUUUCCAAAUUGUACCCUCCUUUCACUAUUUCUGUAAGGGUGAACUAAUAAAUGAAAGUUAACAUUUAAAUUUUUUUUUAGAUAAUUACUAUCACGAACGCAUCCUACUUCAAGAGUGUGCGUGAUGUAGUUGUGGUGGUGAAAGGGUUAAAGUUCACUAUUUGUCUGCACUAGACUGGAAAUAAUUAUAAAAUCCCCCUUAACACCACCCACACCUAAGCAUAAUAUAAAAAUUACUAUUUUAACGCUGCCACUACCAAGACAAUUUAUAAAUGGGGUGCCUUGGUCCCCCAGGCAACUUAAUAAUAAAAACCCACCAAGUACAACUUAGCACAAUAUUUAAGCAGUUGCAAAACACUAAUUAGUCUCUUCAGGUAACGUGAUUCUUUACAGGCAAAGGCAAAACUUAAUAUUAUGUGCAAAAAAAUUGUCACAGUGCAUACAAAAAUAUAGUUGACAAUCAAAUUAGUUACACCAACAACAGAUAAAACAAAAGGGAUAAAAUAACAGAAGUCCUAAUGACUCACUCAGGUUUUCAAAGUAAAACUUCUGCUCAGGGGGUCUCUUGUAAGAAAGGUGGUGAUUCACUUAGAAUUAGAUUCUGCCCCCAAGCAAGUGCUAAUACACAUCUCAGUAUCAUUGGAUAUAUACCCUGUGGAUUACCAAGCCUCGCCCAGAGGUGGAGAUAAGGCAUACCUAUAGUAACUAUAAGCAGCCACCCCCUUGUGUUCCAGACCAACAUCAACCAAAUGGAAACAUUUGGUUCUAUCUCCUCUUAUGUACUUGCCACAGAAAUAAUAAUUGCAUCUAUGAAUGUGUUACCAUUUUUCCAAUCCAUAGAUAUGUCACAAACCUUACUUGUGACCCAAUAUAGCAGACAUCACAAUCCCUACCCCUAUGGUUAAGUUACGCAAAUCAUGUUUGUCCUUGAUUAGAAGAUUGUGCUCAUCCCAUUCCAAAUAUAACAAAAAUGAGGCUCAGUUAUUAUUCCGUGAGUAAGUAUUUAUGGGUUUUUUGGAUAUGAUACUGCAACACAAAGCUUGUUUUUUUCUUUUCUUUCUUGAAAGCUAAUGAUCAUUAACAUAUCAAAGAAAUUAACUUAUCAAUUAAAAGGUACAGGCCAUAUGGCUGAAGCCAGCUAGUUUCUAGUUUAUAGUGAUGUCCCGAACGGUUCGCGAACGGUUCGCCACGAACGGUUCGCAGCGGACUCAUCAUUGAGUAAACUUUGACCCUGUACCUCACAGUCAGCAGACACAUUCCAGCCAAUCAGCAGCAGACCCUCCCUCCCAGACCCUUCCACCUCCUGGACAGCAUCCAUUUUACAUUCAUUGUGAAGCUGCAUUCUUAGUGAGCUGUCCAGGAGGUGGGAGGGUCUGGGAGGGAGGGUCUGCUGCUGAUUGGCUGGAAUGUGUCUGCUGACUGUGAGGUAUAGGGUCAAAGUUUACUCAAUGAUGAGACCGUUUGCGAACUGUUCGGCAAACCGUUCGGGACAUCACUACUAGUUUACAGUGGGACUAGACAACCAGGUAUCGCAAGUGUAGAAUCUCACACUGCAGAGCUUUUGAUUAAUCAACCGAUCAAUCCAUCCCCUUUCACAUUCCUAUGCAAUUUACAUUACCCCUUCUUUCACCUAACCUUGCAACCAAGUGGCAAUAUUCUAUUGUGCAACAAUGAAGUAUGCACCCUUGGCUUGACAAUCAAUUUCUGUUUUACCCUGUGUUUAUCUGCUAGCUAUGCAUGCUGUGUUCCAAAUAAAUGUUACACAUUUUUUAAUAAAAAAAUAAAACAAUUUUUUUUUUAUUAAAUGGGUAUAAGUAUACAAUACUGCAAAUGUGAUUAUGGUUGGAAUCCUCCUGGAACAGCUGCUCUUUUUUUAACAGAGAUGCCAAUAAGACAAUGUGCCAAUCAAAUGUUAGUGUACACAUUUUUGGCAUUGUAAUAGUCCCGAGGUUAUUAGAAUGCUGCUCCUCUUGCAUUAAUGCUUAAAUUUAAAAUAUAAUCUAGUUUGUUUUUUUAAACAUAAAAGCUUGGUUUUCUAUCCCUGUAAUCUGUACUAUUUACAGGUUGUUUGCAGAUCUUUAGUACCAGUGACAUGUAUGUAAAUUCAUAAUUCUAAUAUAAUUUUAUGUAUUUAUUUUUUAAUUUAUUUUGAUGUUUAGAACCAAAGUGUUUUGCAAAGGAAUUUUCCACUGGAUAUUUAAUUGGAGAAGUCUUACACAAGUACCAACUGCAGGAUGACUUUGAUCAAUUUUCACAGAGCAGGUAUAGUGCUUUGCAUGAUAAAUAACAAUUAAGGUCAGUGGGCUACACUUGAAGGACUGCACAUUCAGUAGAGAAAUCAAGUCUCAAUUUUACUAACUGGGGGUCACUGAGGCAGAAUUAAGAAAAAUGCAUAUCGCCUAUAGUCACCAGUUCACUCAGCUGUGAUAAUAGCAAUAUCUAGCUGAUUAAGAAAAAUAUUAUGUUAUUGCAAAGACAUAGUGUUGGGUGGAUCUUCUGUGAAGAGACAUUGAUUGAUAUGCCGUAGUGUUAUUUUUCCAUCUUCCAGUUGAGUGGUGCUUGAAGACUUCAGUAUGUAGAGAGGCUAAUGAAGCCUUUAAAAAGUUUCCAGGCACUUUUCCAGAUUUUGAAACCAGACUUUGUGGAAAGGUCUUCAGUCAAUAGUUUCAAAUAAUGGAGAACAUUGACAACAGUGUAAGAGAAUCUUGUCUAUGCAGCAAUGAGCAUUUUGUAGUUCCUGGAGUCAUUGUCAUGCAAGAAACCGCAGUGUAUUAUUAUUGCAUUGGGGAGACACUGAGUAGAAGUGCUAAGCCCUGAUGUUAAUGAGCCUGGAAAUCCCAUACUUGACCAUUAGUAAUCUAAAAAUAAAGAUCAAGGAUACAGUACAGAAAAAAAUAGUACACCAGGAGACAUUUUAUCUUGAGGCAGACUAGUGAAGCUGAGCAGUUUUUAACACCUAGAUUAGAAAAGUCACAUAAUAUGAUAAUUAUUAUUAAGUUCCUUAAUAUUUAUUCAGUCAUUAUAAUGUCACACUCAUAAAUUCCCCCCCCCUAUUUAUAGAGCUGCCAUCUCCAAACUAAACAACUUUACUCGGAUAGAGCCCACUCUCCAUCUUCUGGGUAUUCAUUUUGACCAAAAUGUGGCCCAGGAUAUUAUAUCCGAACAACAUGGGGCAGCAACCCGACUUCUGUAUCAAAUGUACAUUGCUCUGCAAAGGAAAAAGAAGGCAGGAUUAACAGGAGUAGCUAUGGAGACUAUGAGACCAGCGGCUUCAGCCAAGUUACAAAGCAUUGGCACAGAAUUAUAUCGAGAGGUAAGAGAGCAGCAAGUGUCCUUCUUUAAGUAUUUUGGUGACCAUAUUUUCUUAGAGCUCAAAUGUUUGUAUUAGAGAGCACCACAACAAUAGAAAACUCUCUUUUUUUAUUGAACUGAAAUUAAAUGAAACCUAUAUUGUGAAAUGUAUGCAAAGGGUGUUGAUUUUGAAUAGCUCUAGCUUAGCAAUAGUCAAAGUUUGGCUAUUUCAGCCUAAAUUUAGCAAUACACGAAAUUUGUGCACCAGUGAAAUUUUCAUUUCGUAGGAAUGAAUUCAUACUAACUAAAAAUUUAAUUUAUCCAUUCCAAAUUUAGUCCAUAAAACAUUUUGUUUUUUUGGGAUGAAAUUCUGUAAAAAAAUGAUUUGUUUUCACCCAUUUGCCGAAAAUAACACUGCGCAUGUGGGGAAAAAAGUAAGGAGGGAGCCGGCAGCGCCUGCCCACAAGAGGCACCUGCCCAAAAUAGUUCCAGGAGAAAAGUAGUGGCGGUCGGUCUCUUUCGGGAAUACGAAAACAAAUAAAAUACCGAACGGAUGCUUCAGAUGGUAUGCAGAUAGUGUUCACCUAAUUCAUGCGAACGAUUCCACCAAACAGUGCUCUUCCAGGAUGUAAAGAAAUGAACCCAGGUGGGAAUGGAAGUUUUGCAAAGUCGGGUGUCCGAUUUAAGUUCCAUGCUCUCGACGACCAAACACCGCUGCCUGCGUUCGAACAAAAUGGCCACCACCACGUGUUCGUGCAUACAAACGGCAGCCACCCAGCCGACCACUUAGAUCGUUAUUGAGUUGUUAACAGGGGUGAACGAGGUUAAUAAGCAUGGUCAGGGUAUUUUGUACUUUUUUUCAGUUACCAAACAAAACAGGGGAAAACGUAUGUGAACACGGUAUUUACUGAACAAAACAGGGAAUAGUAAGAAACAGAGUAUUUCAGUGGCAGGGUGUUUUAUCACAGGGAGUGGGGGCAUGCCGCCUAAUCAGCGAUCAGCCACUGGCUGUCAUUUAAAACAGCUAGUGACUGGACAGCUAUCGCUAUUGUUCUCCAUGCAAUAACUAUAUUCAUGAUAGAUUACAUCAAGACAUUAAAAGAAAUAAAAUAAUUCAGUGGUUACCGCUCAGUCCACUGAAUGGAAAAAUAAGUCACCACGGCAUCAAACCUCCAUAGUGGAGGACGGUUGCCUAAACUGUGCUCUCAAAGAGGGGGUAACCCCCAAAUGUAAAUUGCAAAAAACAUAUUAGAUCCCAGCGUGGUCCUUUAACAAAAAAGGAGCACCCUGAGGGAGAGCACAGAUGAAUAGGAAAAAUGUAGAAUAAAGUAAAGACAUAAAACCCUACCUUUAAUAAAUCUAUAGUUAAAAUGGGAAUAGCCCAGUACGCAAUAUUACAGUGAAUAGAACUAGGGGAGAGGACUAAACAGACUCAAACUGUGAUAUAUAUAUAACAAGAUAAAUACUUGAAGUAAUACCCAGGUAACUCUCCUCUUGGAUAGAGGGCGAUCCAGGUAUAUAGCUAUAAAGGGACUAGUAUCUAAACAGACCUAUAGCAACUCAAUAGGAAAAAAUCUAUAGCAAGUCAAUGGUAAAAAAUUCCCUAGCCAUAUUACAAGGAAAGGCUGGAUAGGACCUAAAGGAAUGCCAAAAAAAACCCUAAAAAAAAUUAUAUAGAUACUACACACUGUCUCUGUUACCUCAGCACCGCACAAAGCUAGUGCCUACCUGAACCAACCAACCCUAGUAUUAUAAGUAAAAAAAACUUAUGAACUAAAUAGUGCUCAUAGUGCUACCCAAACAGUGUAAAUAAAAGUGGACAAAAACAAAACGCCCUACGUGCUUUUCGGCGUGCUCAUACAUCAUAGUUUGGGGCAAAGUGAAUGAGCUCCCCAAAGUGGUGUGUUUAAAUACCUAUCUUUCUAAUGAGCCAUAUGGGUAAAGACCAAUCAAAUGUAUAGGCAGGUAAAUAGGGGGGACAAGACCAAUUAUGUAAUACGCCAGUCAGCCAGACGGGAGGGACCAAAGCAACUAAGUGCCGUACCUGUAGUCAUAGACUUAUCACUCACGUACGCAUACGUCCCUUAGUGACGCCUAUUUGAGGCGAGGUAAUGAAUGUGUACAUAGGAUACUUGAAUCUCCCAUUAAAAGAUCUUGUUACCUUAGUUGAUCCAAGACCAGGUGUGACGAGAGGAGGGCAUCUCGCCCUUUCCCAUAUGUACUCUGCAAUCGAUGAAAAAAUGGGCGGGACAGGAUCGGGACCCGCCUCUCGAUCGCACUAGGUUAAAAGCGGCGGAUGGGCGGUACUGGGGCAAGUCCAUUUUAACCUUAGAUUUAUUAAAGGUAAGGUUUUAUGUCUUUACUUUAUUCUACAUUUUUCCUAUUCAUCUGUGCUCUCCCUCAGGGUGCUCCUUUUUUGUUAGAGGACCCUGCUGGGAUUUAUUUUGUUACAUCAAAACAUAAUUAACCUAUUAAUUGCAUGCAGCUAUUUAUGUAUAUAUUUUAGGUCUCACUGGUGCAUAUCUAUUUACAUUUAAAAAUCCUGUAUGUUUCUUCAUUGUAUAUAACUACUCCUGCUAUAACUACUAUAUAUUGACUUUCAUUUUUAUAGCGUUUAAAGAUGAUUGUGCCACGCCAGACAAAUGUAAAUUUGCAGAAAGUAACUGAACAGUUUGAUAUAAAAGCCAAAGAAAUGAGUGAAAAGCUUGAUAAAAUACAUAAUGACGAGCUUAACAAAUUACAGAAAGUCCAAGAAGAGCUGAGACUUCAGGAUAUUGAAAAGGUAUUUUUUUUUCUGUUACAUAUUUUUGGCAUAUGAGAAUAUGUAUAAAUCGACAUGAAUUGAAGACUAGCUAAAUUACAUGUAUCUAAGGGAAAAAAAGUGCUUAUGUUUCUGUAUGCUCUAGGGGUGUGUAUGUGUGUAUGUAUCUGUGUGUAUGGGUGUACGUGUGUCUGUGUAUUUCAAAGCAGCUGAAUCGAUAGGGAAUACGCAGUGGCAGUCAGAAAACAGACAGAAAUCUGACGCAUUUCCUAUAUGUAAGACUGAUCUCACUCAUAAAUAGUCUAUGAAUAAGUGCUCUUAAGCACCUGAUUAACUUCAUUAAUCAAGGGUAGAUAAAACGUAGAAUCAUAUUUACUGUAGAUCUACACCUCCCAUAAUUCUUUAGAGUCAACUUAGACUGAUUUCAAGGACUUGUGCAGUGAUUUAAUUGCCAUACUUACAAUGUUAGAGUUUAUAAGUAUAAAAGUUAUGCCAUAUUUAAUUGUAUUAGCUUCGUCGAGCUCGGAGGAGACAAACUGAAAUAAUGGCACGGAUUCAAGCUGCAAUCGUACAAAUUCCUAAACCACCACCAAAUCGCACAUUGAAAGCCAUUGAAGCACAAAAGAUGCUAAAAAAGAAGAAAGAAGCAGAGGUGAGUUUCAUGUUCUGAACUGUAAAUGUCUUAUUAACAAAGCACAAAUCAUCAUUAUUUCACAAAACAAUUGCAUUACCAUGUGGAAGGACAGAAAUGUCAUGUUCUCACAUUUUUCUUCAAUUUAUGAAGCAUGACCGAAGUGAGCUAAAUUUAAAAACUGGAUAUUAACCCACUCAUAAGUCUCUCUGUAUUUAAAGGGUGUUUACCGAGAGCUAGAAAGAUUUGAAACGACAAUCAAGAGAAAUGGCUCAUCUAGCAGUAUAUCACCAACUACAAGGUAAAUGUGUUUUGCUCCAUUGAACUUUUUGGUUUUAGCGUUAUAUUCCUUAUUUAAUGUUAUUUAGCUCUAGAUUACAUUACAUUGCAUAUUUUAAUGUUAAAGUUGGUUGUUUAAAGGGAUAGAUACAUAAAAUUAUGAAUUACACAUACCAUAAUAUUACCCAUGCAAAAUAAUAUGUGUGGCUAAUCUAACAGGACUACUAGAUUCCUAAACUGGCUUAGAGAGAGAAAGAUAAUAAAAAAUAAAAUGAACGGUGCAAAGGUUUCUUCUUAGAGGUUUCUAUCAAAGCACUCUAUGAAAGUUAGAUUACCAAUCUCUCAGACGGUAUUUUAAUUUAAUUAUUUGCGUAAUGGCAAAGGGUUCAUCUGUGCACACAGAUCAUUCACUGAAGGGGUUAACGUUCUGCUGGAAUUGAGAAUGGUGGUUUAAGUGCUGGGGAUAUAACUGAAAUGUUACAGAAAGGUUAUCAUUUUGUGUGUUUGUCCUGUGCUAGUGCUUGUAUUGUACAUAUUUAUGCAGACCAGGUUUAUACAACUUCCAUCAAUGGGGAAGAGUAAUAGGAUACAUACAAUUUGUUUCUCCAUUUUUUUUAUUCAGUGUUUGUGGUAUUCAAUUUUUUAACCCUAAUCAUCAAUUGUGAUGAUUUUAGCAGAGAGAUUCCCUUGCUGGCCCUAAUCCUAUCCAAAUCUGAACCCUAAUCCAAACUCUAAUCCUAAACCUAAUUCUAAAAGUAAUCCUACCGGUUUUUCUAUGCUAAUAUCAGCACUGAUAAAGUGUGUUGCUGCCAUUUACUGGCUGUUUUCAACAUGACAGGGAGAUCCCUUGCAUACUUAAAAAAAAUGCAAUGCCAUUACACUGUGAUCGGUGCAGGUUAACUGGCAAAGCUCAGCUCCGAUCAAAAUGGUAUGGGGGUAUGCAGAGAGAAACUGUCAUGGUCUGCUCCAACUCUGGGUUUCUAAGACACAUAAGCUACACACAGAGAAUCACCGUGGCUGAGCAUGAGCGAUUAGUCGCGGUGUUCUCGGUCAGUCUGGGGCCACUAACUGUCUCCCUGAUGUGAGUUUGGAUUUUAACCUGCUCACACGCAUUGCAGCAAAUGGGUAUUUAAAUCCACAUUUAAAGAACUGAGUGUAGCGCUUACUUUGAAACAGUCCCUGCUGGUAAAAUACCACAUUAUGGAAUUAUUCUGAUCUAGGGAAGCCAACCAUGGCAGAAUAAUUCUGUCAUGGGUCCUUGAGGGAUUAAGGAAACAAUUGCAUGCAUAUAUUUGUGUUGAGAUAUAAAUAAUUUUUAUUAAUCAACUAAUGAUCAAACUUUUUUCUAGGACUUCCACAUUACAGCGAUUACGUUCAACAGUUAGCAUUGGCACCGCUUUAUUAAAGCUAGAUUCUAGUGAUGACUAUGUGAAGAAAAUUCAGAAACGUUUGGAAGAAGAUACAGUAGCACGUGAGCAGAGGGAAAAAAGACGACGCAGAAUCCUAAUGGAACAACUGACAGCUCAUGGGGCGCAGGAGGUUAGAAGAAUAUUGCAAACCAAUAUAUUAUAGAUCCACAUCUUUAUUGCAGCUCUAAUACCAGAUUUGUUUUCAUUGAUGUACAGAUCUACUUGUAAAUACCUAAAACCUCCAGAGAUCCGCAAAUAGAGAAUACCAAAGUUAUGAUGAAACGUGCUAAUUUUUUAAGUAGCUUAUAAAAAGCAUGAAAAAAAUUACACUAACAUUAAAUUAUCUUUUUUUCCACUAGAUGUCACUAUACUCUAACAAGAUGAUAAAUGUAUGCUCAUUAUGAUCCUAAUGUUGGAUAGCUCCAUAGAGGUUUAUCUUGGCACCCACAUUUCUGUAAAUAUAUUUUUUUAAAAAGCUCAGUUGAAACUCAUGCUGACAGCAACCUAUGACAGUUAUGCGUGCCCAGGCACAAAGACAACUGGAAUGCAAAGAUUAUGGAUCAAUAAACAAUUUUGUGCAGAAGAUGUUUGUAAACGACAUUUUCCCUGAAAGGAUUUCAAAAAUACAAGUUUAAGGGAAAGAAUGAAAAACCUGGGAUUGCAAGGCUAUGUAUAAAGCCAUAUUGAUUGAAACAUUAUUUUAAGUUAUUUAUGGUAGAUAGAAGAAUACAGAGAUUUGAUGGCCCAAUUGAUAUUAAUCUGUGCUUCAGUCUGUGGUGGAUUUUAAUUUAAAAGUGCUGUAUUAAAAAAACUAGAGAGGGGCGGGGCUCGGAUGCCAUACUGGAGGGUUGCAAAUUGCAUGAACUCCUGACGAAUACCGAAAUAAAAGUGAUUUUGAGGUUGAAUAAACCUUUACCUGGAUUCUCCUGCACUGGUGUACUCAUCUGCCACCAGGGGAGUAACCUUGAGGUGUGGUCCGGAUCUCUCCAUUCUUGCACAGAGUAGUGGUGGUCCUCAGCCUGAAGCAGAAGAAGCAGCUGAUCUACCUGUCCAGAGCUGCCCUGGAUAUCUUUUCUGUAGUCCCACUCCCUACCAAGCGACUACUUACCUCUGCACCGAGCCUGAGCGACUCCUGACUCAUGAGCAGCCUACACAAGGCUUUUCCAAGAUAGCCGACGAUGUGAGCCCGGCAGCCCGACAGUGGCUAAAUAAACCAUAAUAAAUCACAUACAGCACUUACCUGCAAGAAAAGGCAGAUAACUUGAGCAACUGCCUGCAGGGGACAAACUGAAACAAAAGGAAUAAUGGAAAAGGAACGGUGUGGCAACAUAAAACAAACAUUUAAAGGAAUCCAAGAGACUGGGAAUUCCAGGAACGGAAUACAGAAAUGAACCCAGAAAACCCAGCAUAAAGAAAACCAGACAUAGAAUAGAAAAACAGAAAAAAACAAGAAAAACUAAACAAGAAUUGUAAAAAGAGUACUGGAUACCAGAAACCAUUGCCAGAAUGGUCCGCAGCUAGGAACAGGAUGUAACAAAUUCUUAGCCUCAGUUCUGAAAGGACUGGGAAGCAUGGAGACAGCAACCUAUGAUGCCCACGCGUGCCCAGGCACAUGCUACCGAUCAGAGCCCCCCUCCUCGGCAGGGAACUAAAGAGAUUAGAGUGACCAGCCAUAGUCGACGCACUAGGGUGCAACGGCGCCAAUCGCGAUCCCAAGGCUUUUUCCCAGAGAUAGCAGGCGGGAUCUGUGGAAAAUGGGUGCUGGAUCCUGAUGUGGCAGAGUGCUGCAGUGACACCGCACGAUGCUGCACUAUGUGUGGCAUGAAAUUCCUUUAUUGCCUGUCUGGCUGAUACAGGUGUGGGUUGAGUUGACUGCAUUCCGCGACCCGAGCAUAUACCCAGGCUCCCACUUUGGCUCGGUUGCUGCUUAUCAUCUCUAUACUUGCCUACUGUUCACUGCAUGAUAGUGAUUGCUCUAUACUAUGCCUUUACUAUAACAUUAUUAUAUCAAGAUCAACAUCUUGAGCUUAGUGUAUACCAUCCUUGGUGGUUUUCUCCUUCCGCAUUUUUAAUCCUAUGCAGUCAAAAUGCAUAAUUGUACAUUCACCUUCAUUUUCUCUCCCUUUAUUUUGACUCACACUUGAUUCUACUCUGUUUCAUUUUAAAAUAGUGCAAUUUACUCUUAUGCCACGAUUUUGUUUCAAUAUGGAUGAUAUUGAAUACGUAUCAAUCCUGUUGUGGCAUUGCAAGCAUACAUGUUACCACUUGCACUGCAGAAAUAAAGAAUUUUAAAAAACCAAACAAAAAAAACUAGAAAGUCAUUCAUUGACUAAACUGUCAUUUUCUAAUUAAUUUAUUAGUAACAAUUAGAAUUGUGCAAAAAUGUGUUUUAGCUGGUUCAUCUGAAUCAAAAUCCUUUUAAUUCACACCUGUACAAAUUGAUCCUUCUGGAAUUUACGUGCUGAGUCUUAUUUAGUGAAUAGGACUCCACAGGUUAAUCCCUGAGUAAUUUGUUCAGGUAUGGAUUAAAAGGGUUUUUAUUCGGAUGAACUGGCCAAAACAUAGUAGCAAUAAAUAUCAACAUAUUUUAUUUGGAAGGAUAUACUGAGAUUUUCUUACAUUUCAAAAUAGUGUGUGUCCCAAGAUACAUAUAUUGCUUUUGCUCAAUUCGUUGGUGCCUUCAACUCCUUGUUGCCUGUCAUUGAUCAUGGAGGGAUUAUUUGAUGCUAAAGUUUAAACACGUUAUUCUAACGGUCACCUAAUGGUCACCCAAAAGAAAGAAAGAAAGAAAGAAAGAAAUAAUGUAGUCGGUGACAGUCAUUACAGUCAUUAAAGCUCUGAUAUGGCAGUUAAGUAGUUGACUUGAUAAAAACCUUUAUUUUAGUGGCUAGACAAGAUGAACCAUGCCUAAAAAAUAGUAUCUUUGAUUCACAUAAUAUCAGGACUAUAUAUAUAGGAAUUUAUAUUGCCAGGUCUUCUACUCAUUGCAAAAAUAUAUCAAUUUAAAUGUGGCACCUAUUAAUUCAGUGACUUGCAUUGCACUAGCAUAUUAAGAUUAGAAUUCACAAAUUGUAUGCAGCUGGUCAAAAAUGAUAAUGCAGCAUAACAAAGCGUUAUGAUUUUUUAAAAUAUGUUCUGAGUCAUGUAUUGGCAUGUUCACUGUCCAUUCUAAGAAAAUUUAAAUAAUUUGACGGCAGUCACCCACAUUAAGUCUAAAUGUGGUAACUUAGGGAAGGCAUUUAGAUAAGAAAGUACAAGUGCAUUACUAGUUAUAGUCUAACUUGUGGUGCUGUGAAAUCUUUUACUAACCACUAAGACUUUUAAUAAGAAAAUCUGACACCUUUUGUUAUUAUAGUUUUUAAAAAUGUUAACAUUAGUUUGUGACUUUUCUGUCGUUUUUAUUAAAACCAAAAUAUAUUCUAGGCUCUUGGAUUGCAAUCAAACCUAUGUCUAGGGCCAGUCGGAUAGCACUAGGUCUAUCCUGGGCUUAACCUUCAAAUAAACCUAUAACAGAAAAUGCUCAGGAAAGUUAAAAUAUAUAUAUAUAUAUAUAUAUAUAUAUAUAUAUAUAUAUAUAUAUAACACUAUCCUUCCCACUGAAUAUGUACGAAUUCAUUGUAAACAUAACAUAGCAACAUAAUAAGUCAUAUAUUUACUUGAUAGAUCAAAAAUAAAAUGACACUUUGUUACUGUCACAUGUUCAUCCUCACCUUGUGGUGUCUCUGGGGAUAACUACCUUCCGGGCAUUGGUGGAGAUGCUGGUCGGCAGCCCUGUGCCGGUGUGUCUGAUUCCUGCAGCAUAUUAAAAGACACCGGCCACCGUAGACCCAUACUCAUUUAUAACCCCAUGUCCACCCACGGUAUUGACGACGUCAACGUGCGUAUGACGUCACGCAAACGAUGCAAACGCACGUUCUGGGGUCAGAGGCCGGGUACUACCAAUCGAAUUUAAAGGAGACUUAUUUAAACUCCUUUCUUGCCUUUCUUCAUUGCCCUGUUGUGGUUUCCCUUAGUGGUUUUCCAAGAGUGUGUUUCUGAGCGUUUAUUUCUGGUUAUUGACUUUGGCUUUGUUUUGACUUCCCUGUAUUCUGGUAUCCCUGACUUUUGGCCUUCCCUCAUCAUUGUGUCUCCUUCUGUGUCCCCGACAUCGGCAAGUAUUCUGACUAUUCUCUGGUAUGUUAAGUCCGGCCAUUCAAAGGCCUGAUAAGACGUUACCUUUAGUCCUAGGUGUGAUACAUUUCUGCGUGCUGGAUCAACUAGUAAUCCUGACCGUUACCUGCUCUUCUUCUCCUCACCUUCCCCAUGGGCGCUGCCAUCAAUUUGAAUCUAUUUGAUUGGCAUACUGCUAAUCCAAUAAAACAGAGCAAACUAAAGACUCCCACUAGAUGACAUCAUGUACUCAUGAACAAUUGGAUGGCAAAAACUUGUAAGGUGAGCACAAGAUGCAAGUGUGCAUGCAUUUGUGUCUUUUAAGUCUGAUUGCUGUGAACUGAUCAAAGUAAUUUACAAUAGUAUCAGUUCCUGCAAGAAAGAAAUAUAAAAAAAGAUCGGGGUACAAAUGGGUAUUACAUAUCCAUAUUAAAAGUUAUUUUAUUUAAAAUAGUAAUGAAAAGUGAUAGUUUACAGUUCAUUAUUAAAUAUGUAUCUAAUUUGUAUUCAUAUGAAUGUUGGGUUGAAUGAAAAUUCUUCUAGCAGGUACUGGAUAAAUGUCUACAAAGAACAGAUUAAUAUAUGAGAGAGACGAUGAUGCAUUCCUUCAUAUCUGUGUAGGCUAGAUAUGGUCACAUUCCUAAUCUCUGCAAAGAGUUAAAUACCUUGUUCCAAAGCUGUAGUAUUGGGUUGAACAUGUCCAACAUAAACCAGAAUAAAUUGGCCAGACUAUUCUCUGGCGUUGCUAGACCUGAAGGUUGAUGAUGUAUGCCUCAAUUUAAAAGCUUUCUAUAUAACUCAAUACUGUUACAAAAACUUUCCAAAUUAGUUAUUUACAGAAAAUCCCGUAGACAUUAAUGGUGUCUUCUGUAGAUAAAUUAUUUGUAUCGUUUUUCUAACAGUAUUGAAACCUGCCUCUUGCUCUCUCCUAAAGGACCACACUCCACUCUCACCUCCAGUUCUGCUACUUUCCCACCAUGUCUAUUUGCUCUCUCCCUCAAUACCCAUCCUUGUUGUGUUUUUAUACCCCAUCUCCUCUAGACUGUAAGCUCAUUUGAGCGUGGUCCUCAACUACCUAUUGUUCCUGUUACAUUUUAUUAUUGUCUCAUUUGGUAAAUUCCCCUUUUAUUGUAAAGCUCUGCGGAAUAAACCGGUGCUAAAUAAAUACCAAUGAUAAUAAUAAUGAUUUUAAAAACUUCUUAAUAAUAUAUAACUUGCAACAGUCACCAUCUGGGGUAUUUGAAAAAUAGUUACUAAAAUUAGAAUUCAAUAUAAAUUCACACUUAACUCCAGAGUAGGUAAACUGAAACAUAGCUGACUUGGAGAAUUUUUCCAGUUUGGCUAGUUUGACCUUGAACUUACAAUUCACUCUACUGAAACUCCCAUGUGUUGGGAAAAAGUCUAAAUAUUUGGAGAGUUCUGAAAAUUUGAUUCUAUGAUGGACUAUAUGUGGAUUAUUUACUAAACAUCAAAAAAGUAAUACUUAGUCUAGACUUUCCAUUGCCAAGUUGGGAUUUUAGCUAUGACUUUCUAAAUCAUCUACUGGUGCCAAUUUUUUUCAGUUAAUUUUUUAAACUCCAUUUCGUUAUUUAGAUAAUAAACCCCUUUUGUGUUUUCAGUUAAGCUAUCUAGAGACAAAGUGAAAUAUAGACAUAUUGUAUGACUAUAAAUAUGUAUCAUAAAUUAAUGUCUGUUUGGCAAAUUUUCAGGAAGCGCUCCGGGAGGAUCAACUUAUCAAUCGCUUAAUGAGACAAUCUCAACAAGAGCGCAGGAUUGCCGUCCAAUUAAUGCACAUUCGCCAUGAAAAAGGUGUUUUAAAGCAGAACAGGAUUUUCCGGGAGAAGCAAUAUGAGGAGAAACGUGAGAAAGAAUUUCAAGAAGCUCUCGACAGAGAAGCGGUACAGUACAUCAUAGUUAUUUGAUUAAUACUAUCACUAUUAUUAUGAGGUAUAUUCGCUUAACUGAAAACUGUGGAGAAUUAACAAAGGAAUUGCAAAUUACAGGCCAAAAUAACUUGAAAAACAGCUGUGUUGGAGAAUUUUUUAAAUUGUUUGUGUAUUUUGUUCCUAAAUAAGUAUAUGUUUCUUAAAGCUUAUAAUUAUAAAGAUGAAUAAUUUUAUAUUAAGGAGACACUCCAAAGCCUAAAAUAAAUAUCACUGUUUAGUAGAUAUAUCCCCAACAAAAAACAUGCAUGUAUUAAUUAUGCAUUUUUCAUUGGGGUUAUAUCUAAAAACAGCUUGCAAUAGCUACAUAUCUCUUGCCUCCUGCCCCUUCUUCCCCAGCCCAGACUUUUUGUGGUUGUCCAAUCACACACUUCCCAGUCUAUUGAAAUAUGCACUCUUUUGUACAUGAAAAAAGCUAAAGUGCUUUAGAUGUUUGGAAUCUUCCUUUAUGAACAUAUUUAAGCAUUUUAGGAGAGAUUGUUGAAGCUAGGACAUCUGUCUGUAAGUUUUAACAACAGCUUACAGCAGAUACUUAGCAGCCACACUUUCCUGGCUAAUCAUGGCAGCAUCACUUAUGGUUAGCUCCUCCCUUAGCAGUCACAGGACAGGAAUUAAUUAGAUUAAUUAGACUGAUAGGUAUAAAGAGUCCCUCCUCCCCUUACACCUCAGUCUUUUUUUCCUGUCAUUAGCAAGUUCUACAGGACUUUUUAAAAGUUUUUUUUUUUUUUAUGGCCACCUUCCUGCGUUUGUCGUGGGUUCGUUCCAAAUGAAGUUCAGCCUCUCUUCAUUUGAAGGACCCAGUAAACAGCCUGCAUGAGCAGGACUAACUGGGUUAGGUUCAGUGUAUCUACUGGACUGCUGCGUGGGAUUUAGAUUGGUGUUCUGAGGGAAACACAGCUACAGGUAAUUAACAAAGAUGGGGCUGGUCAUCCUUAAAAAUUCCCCUGGUUCUUUGGCUUGCCUCUAGUAAUUGGGGUCUAAAAUUCCCCCCUUAUCUUGGUGGCAGAUCUUUGGGAUCCAUUCUGGAGUGGGGUCCUCCUGUGGGGGGAUCCAGUGCAGGGUCUGUCUUCCUUUUGUUCAUUAGUGGUUUCCUGGGGACUUGCAGUAUUACUGCUGUGGCUGUUUUGCUCGUUAAUUUCCCCUAUGGUUCCCUGGUUGCCCCUGCGUUGUUGGCUGGAACGCAUUGUGCGUUUCAGCAGGCGGAAGUGACGUCGCGGCUGGGCCGGCAAAAUUGAAAGUUCUUGUUACUUUGAUAGCCUUCAUAAGGGAGAAAGGUAUCGAGAUCUUCCCUUACUUGGAUGACAUCCUUAUCAUAGGUCCAUCUGAAAGGAUAGUAGCUCAUCACAUGUUGGUGGCAAUGAACAUUCUUCAAGACCACGGUUGGCUUCUGAACGUGGAAAAAAGCUCCCUGAUUCCUUCACAGACGAUCGUAUUCCUUCGAGCAGUGAUAAACACCAUGUCUGCCCAUGUGUUCCUGUCUCUGGAAAGGGUCACAAAAAUUAGAGACAAAGUAGAUAAGCUACAAGGUCUAAAGACUGCCUCUACAUGAGAAGUCAUGAGUCUCCUGGGUUCUUUGACAUCAACUAUAGAGUUGGUAAAAUGGGCCCAGUGGAAGUUUUGUCCAAUCCAGAAUUGCUUCCUUCUCCAAUUCGACAGAGUGGGAACAGAUUGGGAGCAAAGGAUGUCUCUGCCCCUGCCCGUGAGGACAGGGUUGAACUGGUGGAAGGACAAGAAGAAUUUGGCAGCAGGCUUCCCGUUGGAGGAACCUCCUUGGACGGUUAUUACAACAGAUGCCACUUCUUUUGGAUGGGGUGCCCACUUCAAUUCCACAUGGGCUCAAGGGAAGUGGACCCGAGAAGAGAGUCAGCUACACUCAAAUCUAAGAGCACUGAGAGCUGUUUCCAAGGCCAUCUUGGUAUUCCUACCAAGGAUCUUAAAUUCUUGGGUACUGAUCAAAACGGACAACCAAGCAGUUGCUUCAUAUGUGAACAACCAAGGAGGCACAAGAAGCAGAUUGCUCUUGAAGGAACCAGCUCUCUUGAUGACGAUCGCCAUGACCAAUCUCCAGGGUCUGAAGGCGAUCUAUCUUCCAGGUUCGGAGAACGUGACUGCAGACUUCCUCAGCAGAAAGGAAAUUCUUCCAGGAGAAUGGAAACUUCACCCGGCAGUUUUUGCAUGGAUUGCCCAUCGGUGGGGCAUUCCCCAGGUCGACCUGAUGGCGUCCUCCCAGAAUCAUCAGGUGGAGAAUUACUUCUCCCUCCACCCGGACAGUCAGGCUCUGGGCCAGGAUGCUCUCUCUCUUCCUUGGUCAUGCUCUCUCUCUUCCUUGGUAUGCAUUCCCUCCCCUACCCAUGAUACCCAGGUUCCUGCGGAAGUUGUGGUCGGAAGGAAAGCAGGUUAUUGCCAUAAUUCCGGUUUGGCCUCAGAGGUCGUGGUUUCCCCUACUAUCUAUGAUGAGCCAGGAACAGCCCUGGCCUCUCCCAUUUAUGGAGGAUCUGCUAACGGAGGACCCAAUAUUCCACCCUCAUCUGGCCUCAAAUUGGGGGUAUGGGUCUUGAAAAAGAAAGACUUCAACAGUUAGGGCUCGCAGAAGCUGGGGUUAAUACCCUUUUGCAUUCAAGGAAAGUUUCUACUUCCUCAUGCUACCAUAGGAUCUGGGAUGUGUUCCGAGAAUGGGCUUUGGCCAACAAUAUUGACUUCCUGCAUCCUCACGAUACUGAGAGCUUGGAGUUCCUGCAAGAAGGUCUGGAUAAGGGCCUUAGCCUCAGCACUCUUAAAGUUCAGUCUUCGGCUCUUUCAGCUUUGUGCAACAUCUCAUGGACUUCGGAUCCUUUGAUCUCCAGGUUCUUCAAGGCAGCUUUCGGGUUGAGACCUCCUUCCAGAUCUACUACCCCUCUUUGGGACCUAUCGCUGGUUCUCAGUUACCUAGCUGAGGAUCUGUUCGUUCCUCUUGAGAGUUUGGAUGCUACCCUUCUGACGUACAAAACUUUGUUUUUGGUGGCAAUUACUUCCGCAAGAAGAAUUUCGGAGAUUAAAGCAUUUUCUACCUUAUCUUCUUGUUUACAAUUCUAUCAUGAUAGGGUGUGCCUGAAACCAAAACCUGAGUUUCUUCCUAAGGUGGUCUCUCAGUUCCAUCUCUCUCAAGAAGUGGUCCUUCCAUUGUUUUACACCAAUCCUUCUUCACAAGAGGAGGUUAGAUGGCAACGUUUGGAUGUCAUGAACUGCCUGUCUAUGUACCUUAAGCAUUCUGAGUCUUACAGAAACACUUACCAACUCUUCGUUUUACUUUCAGGAGCCAGGAGAGGUGAUGCGGCCUCUUUAUCUACAUUGAAACGUUGGAUUUCGCUAGUGAUCAGGAAAGCAUAUAUCUCCAAAGAUCGAUCUCCUCCAAUGAAGAUAAGAACUCAUUCUACCAGAGCAUUGUCGACUUCAUAGGCUAAUUGGGCAGAGGUUCCAUACAAUGAUAUUUGCAGGGCAGCCACCUGGUCUUCCCCGAUGAUGUUCAUGAAACACUACAAACUGGAUGUGGACUCUCCUUCCACCUCCUUUGGGAAAGGUGUCCUGUCUACGGUUUCUUUAUCCUGUUGAUAUUAAAUUUCCUUGCAGCAUAAGAGUCUGUUUGGUGUACUUUUGGUUUGUUUUUCCCACCCUCUAAUUCUGUGAGCUUUGGUAUUACCCAUAAGUGAUGCUGCCAUGAUUAGCCAGGAAUAGAGAAAUCUUAUGACAAACUUACCGUAAUUUUCUUUUCCUGGCUAUUUCUCAUGGCAGCAUCAGGGUUCCCACCCAUUCUUUUAUUUUUCAGCUUUAUAAUUGGACUGAGGUGUAAGGGGAGGAGGGACUCUUUAUACCCUCAGUCUAAUUAAUUAAUCUAAUUAAUUCCUGUCCUGUGACUGCUAAGGGAGGAGCUACCCAUAAGUGAUGCUGCCAUGAGAAAUAGCCAGGAAAAGAAAAUUACGAUAAGUUUGUCAUAAAUUUUCUCUAUUGUUUUCAGUUCAGCUUUAGUGAAUGUUUUGUGAAUAAUCCUCACAGUUUCUCAUUCUCAAGUAUUCUGAGCACUGGACAUUGUGGCUGCUGAUGAGUUGAUUGACCUGAGUUAUGUUUUCUGUAACCAAGAAGACUAGUUUAGAUGCUUUAGUUUUCAGCAGUGAUUCUUCCUAUAAAGGGAAAAUGUGCUGUGUAUUCUUAUUUAAAUAUUUUCAUUUUCAGUUUUCAAUGUAUCCACCUAUACACUUAUAACUGGUGUUAAAAUUUUUCACGUAAUAUGAAGGCCUGUUGCUAACAUAACAUUGUAUAUUUCUUUACUGGAUUUUAAGCCUUGCUAAAUAAAGUUAAGAAUUAACGGCAUCUUUAUUGCCGUUAACCAUCCCUUAAUUACCUUGUAGCUAAUAUGUAAACUUCUGGCCACUUAGUCUGAGCAAAUAUUUAGUAAAUAAAAAAAUUAAUUUGUAAUAUAAACAAUAAUAAUGUUUUAUUGUUAUAGUGAUAUAAUGUACAUUAUUAUUUUUCUUUUCUUUAACGAACAGGCCAUACAAAGGCAAGCAAAGCUUGACUGUGAAGAACAGGUCCGUAAAGUGCAGGAGCUACAUGACAUGAUAGCUGCAGAGCGUGCAGAGGCUCGGUAUAAGAAGCACUAUUUAAUCUGCCAAGAAGUGACGGACAAGAUUGUAGAUCUUGCCACCAAAACAGGGGAAUACAGAGAGCUCACUAACAGGUAGCCAUAUUUCUAACCAUGGUAAAAUAAAUAAAGGAAAAGAGACAGCGCCAGACAACCUGUAAGGCAGCAACCCAACAAGGGAAUCCCCCCAAAACCCUAAAAUACAGGAUAAAAGCAAAAUAUAAAAGGAGGGCGGCGCCAGAAUAAACAGUGUCCAGUAUCAAUAGUUAUUGAAGAUAAAAAGUCCGACCUAAAAAGGUAUCCUCUCUGUCGUCUUUAGGUACAGGAACGCGAUCUUCAGGUAAUAUAUAAAAGAUAAAAGGAGAGAACAAACAAUGGUGCAGAAUGUACGGUUCAAAUGAAGUCAAAAUUGAUUAAUGAUAACGAACUCACAAUUUCCAGAGCUUCUGUCCAGCUCUAGGGUAAAGCGCACACAGCGGUAUAAUCCCCGCUUAUGGGAUUUAUGAUGGGUUCGUCAGGGUAUCCAAAACUCAAAGGGAACAGAAACAGCCAAAUAGUGCUCUCUGUAUAACUAUAUAUUGUAAAAGAGAAUAAAAAAACGUACUUACAAGUACAGAGCAGACCAACUGCUCUUUGAUGUCAGCGCUGGUGGAAUAAUCCCCACCUAUGGAUUUCUUUGAUUGUCAGGAACUUGUAGAGAUAGUAUUAAAAUCAGAAUAGUGUAUAUAAAAUAUAACAAUGAACUAAAAAGAUAAAUAGCCAGGGUACAUGUAUAAAUAAAAGUAGUUGGGACUAUCAGUUAACCAAAAACUUUAAUAUUUAUUAUACAAAAUUAAAUUUCCAUAACGCGUUUUGUCUAACAGACUUUAUCAAAUGGAAUGUCAAUGAACUAAAAAGAUAAAUAGCCAGGGUACAUGCAUAAAUAAAAGUAGUUGGGACUAUCAGUUAACCAAAAACUUUAAUAUUUAUUAUACAAAAUUAAAUUUCCAUAACGCGUUUUGUCUAACAGACUUUAUCAAAUGGAAUGUCAAUGAACUAAAAAGAUAAAUAGCCAGGGUACAUGUAUAAAUAAAAGUAGUUGGGACUAUCAGUUAACCAAAAACUUUAAUAUUUAUUAUACAAAAUUAAAUUUCCAUAACGCGUUUUGUCUAACAGACUUUAUCAAAUGGAAUGUCAAUGAACUAAAAAGAUAAAUAGCCAGGGUACAUGUAUAAAUAAAAGUAGUUGGGACUAUCAGUUAACCAAAAACUUUAAUAUUUAUUAUACAAAAUUAAAUUUCCAUAACGCGUUUUGUCUAACAGACUUUAUCAAAUGGAAUGUCAUUCCAUUUGAUAAAGUCUGUUAGACGAAACGCAUUAUGGAAAUUUAAUUUUGUAUAAUAAAUAUUAAAGUUUUCCAUAACGCGUUUUGUCUAACAGACUUUAUCAAAUGGAAUGUCAUUCCAUUUGAUAAAGUCUGUUAGACGAAACGCAUUAUGGAAAUUUAAUUUUGUAUAAUAAAUAUUAAAGUUUUUGGUUAACUGAUAGUCCCAACUACUUUUAUUUAUACAUGUACCCUGGCUAUUUAUCUUUUUAGCUCAUUGUUAUAUUUUAUAUACACUCUAUUCUGAUUUUAAUACUAUCUCUACAAGUUCCUGACAACCAAAGAAAUCCAUAGGUGGGGAUUAUUCCACCAGCGCUGACAUCAAAGAGCAGUUGGUCUGCUCUGUACUUGUAAGUACGUUUUUUUAUUCUCUUUUACAAUAUACAUUUAUACAGAGAGCACUAUUUGGCUGUUUCUGUUCCAUUUGAGUUUUGGAUACCCUGACGAACCCAUCAUAAAUCCCAUAAGCGGGGAUUAUACCGCUGUGUGCACUUUACCCUAGAGCUGGACAGAAGCUCUGGAAAUUGUGAGUUCGUUAUCAUUAAUCAAUUUUGACUUCAUUUGAACCGUACAUUCUGCACCAUUGUUUGUUCUCUCCUUUUAUCUUUUAUAUAUUACCUGAAGAUCGCGUUCCUGUACCUAAAGACGACAGAGAGGAUACCUUUUUAGGUCGGACUUUUUAUCUUCAAUAACUAUUGAUACUGGACACUGUUUAUUCUGGCGCAGCCCUCCUUUUAUAUUUCUAACCAUACCCAGUUAAACAAUGCAUAUAAUUCGAUCUUGAUCGUUAUUUUAUUUCAUUUGUACUGUAUCACUCAGGGGCUCUAAACCUCCUGUAUUCACUGAAAUCUCCCCUAGCUUAAUAUAUUUUCUGUAAAUACAGCUGUGCCAUGAAAUGUGUUGGUCCAUAAUAAAUACAAUUUACAAUUUAGGAACAAUUUAAAUUCAUGUGCAUUCAAUGCAACCAAUUUAACUAAUUUAAUGUGUAAUAUAAUAAUGUAAUGUCAUGUUGUGUCUAAUCAUGUAAAACACAUCAUUUAAAACUGUUGAUCUAAAGAAAACAAAAUAAAUUUGUAGUGAUGGCCAAAAAAAACCAUGGCCAUCAAACGUGGAAAAAAAAAUUAGGUUACUCCUUGAAGCAACAGCCUGUUUGCAUACAUAUUAAUUAUAUAUAUAUUUUUAAAAAGCAUACCCCCUCACUAUCAUCCCAUGUUACUUCAUAUAACUUCCCUCACAUGUCACCCCUUUUCCUUCAUAUAUAUCUACACUUUUAUACAAUUCUAUAGUAUUCAGAAUUACUAUCUGGAGAGCUGCCUCCCCAAAUGCCCCUAUGGAUAAGCCUUCACUCUGCCUCGGAUUGGAAAUGUGUAGAUAGGAUGGGGCAUGGUACUAUUCCAUGCUGCUUGAACUCAGAACUAGGCCUCUUGUUGGUCUCCCAAAUGCUCUAGACAUGGUUUUACACUUUUGAAGAGUUUAUGGUUUUUCCUACUAAUUAUUUUGCUACUUUUAUUUUUUUUGUCAGGUUAAUUCCUGCUAAGUUAAUGCGAGAAUGGAAGGAGCUAUUUUUCACUGGAUAUUCCCUCUAUGAAGAAGCAUCUGUAGACCCACUGCCCUCAGAGCCAACACCAGAACAGCUCCUGGAACUGGAGAAGGAGGGGAUACUGGAUGAAAAAGACUAUGACGAAUACAAGGUACACAUGGAAAAUGUCAUAUUGAACAACCCCCAGUAACUGUCAUUGUUUAUUGCCUGUAUUUAGCUAAGUACCUUAAUAAACAUUAACUUUUAGCAGAUUUGAGUUCUGCGAUUUUGGUGUCCUCUUUUUACAUGUCUAUAUGCCUACGGAUUCCAACCAAAUCACGGGUUCUGCAUAGUAGAAAAAUAGUAAAGUGUAAGAUGCAAAUCAAGUAUUCUUUUUUAUGUAAACACCCAGGUGCUGUUUAAUUAAACACCGUUCCAUUUCUUCAAGUUAUUGAGGAAGAAUGCAUGCCUUUUAUUAUUAUUUUUUUAUUUUAUGUAAUACAGUUAUAUGCAUCUGUAUUACCAAUGCAAUUGACUGGUUCUAUGAAGCCAAACUGUAGUUAUAUGUGAAAUGUUAUUUUGCUUUGCUGUUUUACACUUGGAACUGAUGACCUGUCUUAACUCUGACCACAGAAUUCUUCCCUCCAUAAUGUAAGUCUAGAGACAAUUGCUGCAAAGAUGUGCCCAAAAAGAUUACUGUUAGCUUCAAUUGUUUUACUCGUCGUUAUGUUAAAGUAAGAGUCAAUAGUAACGAAAUGGAAUUUUUAAAGCAGCAAAUUGUGAGUAGCAUGUAACUUUGAGCAGUUUUUCUUGGUACCUAAAUUGUAUAUUGAUUCUGAAACUACACCCGUAAUAGAGGUGGCACUUUAUAAACCCUUGGUGCUGAAUCCAAAAUUUGACUUUGCAACAUCAAUAUCUUAGUAACCCUCAUUGCUGUACUUGGCUGGUUCACUUCUUUUUCAUUAAGGAAAAAAGCUUCACCCAAAUUUAUUAUACAGGCUAUCUAUCUUUUCUGCUGCUGGUGUGA